UUUCGUUGUUUCUAUACCACCACGUAUGAUAUCUUCUGCAGUUCCCUGGUCCUUCCCAUGUUCGAUCCCGCUGUCAAUAGUUGAAAUUUCCCUGGUCCCCGAAUAUUGUUUACAAGUCCGAGUCCUUCGCUUCGAAUCGGAAUGCUGUUGCUGGCAGGGUACCUACAUGCAAUGCGGCCCGAUUGAGAAUGGACAGAUAGACGUAUUUGAUACGCCAAAGAAAUGUAUUGCAUGCGUAAAGCACGCACGCCGUUCAAGGUUUACCGCGCCCUGCUUCACGUUCUUCGCGUAUAUGCCGCGCUUAUGGUUCUUAGAGGUUUACCAGACUAGAAGGGCUCUUAUACCGUAUGGUUUUGGCUUUCACGUCGGAUAUGGGUGGUGUUCGAAUCGACGGUAUUUGGGUUCCGGUGAAUACAACGGACAAGGAUCAUUAGCAGGCGAUGCAGUCGGCUGGUGUAGGUCCCUAACAAAGUCCUCUGGCCUGCGUGCACAGAGUGAUGCGUGCCAUCAUGACCGAACACGUGUCGGUUGUUUACAGUGAUAUUUUGAUCUCAAGAAGAUGAAGAUAUGCGUAUACAUGUCAAGAGUUCGUAAAAGGAUGGUAUUCAAGAAACGUCGACCUAACAUGGCCUUCAUGACUUCCUUGUUCUCGCAGGGCCCGCACCCAGCCAUACUGUCAUACAGGCCCUUUUGCAUGCCCGUUUGAGACAGGAAAUAACAGCUCAUUGAAGUUGAGCCUGAUUGACGAGCACCGCACGAAUUACAAUAUUUGUAAGUUGUAAGAUUGAAA
Somion occarium is the source of this 790-nucleotide messenger RNA. The record is from the annotation of a GenBank genome assembly. NCBI's taxonomy places the organism in Eukaryota, Fungi, Basidiomycota, Agaricomycetes, Polyporales, Cerrenaceae.